Molecule: messenger RNA, 3055 nt
Organism: Trichoplusia ni (cabbage looper)
Lineage: Eukaryota; Metazoa; Arthropoda; Insecta; Lepidoptera; Noctuidae
Product: GTP-binding protein 2-like
Exons: 18
Coding region: 336-2933 (865 amino acids)
Biological process (GO): translational elongation
Molecular function (GO): GTP binding; GTPase activity; translation elongation factor activity
Source: RefSeq, a predicted model, not a curated record
GAUAAAUGUCAAAAUGUCCAGUGCAAUUCAUGACGAAAUUCUCGCAACCAUAACGAAAUAAUCUUAUCGGAAUUAAAACAACAGCAUUAUACAAUUAUAUAUAAUAACGCUUGCUUAUAAUCGUGUGACGUUUCUAAACAGAGUAAGCAGUCACUAGCGAUGUGUUGCACAUAAUAUUUGUUCAGAUGUAACAAAUCGUAUAUUUACGUCACAGUAAAUAAUUUGGCUGUGUUCCUGUGUUUGUUUGUUGACUCACAAUAGCCUGGGAGCUUGUAUUGGCAACAAGCUUGUAGCUAGUGAAACAGUGACCUUGGUUUAAACAGCUGUUAACAACCAUGGAUUCAUUCUUCAGCCUCUUCGAUCCGUCAGAAGGAAAUCAAAAUAAACAUAAGAAUAAAAAGAAACUCAAACCGGAAUUGGAUACAGUCAAGAAAAAACCGGAAGGCACCAAAGGACGCAGAAGAGGCCGUCGCUCAGCUGUCAAGAACGAAACCUUACCAGAAGAGUCCUCGUUCUUGUGCGAACCGGAUCUCAGCACCGAUCUCUUAGUCAAAGAUGUUAGCUACAUUGAGAACUUCAUUGAGAUUAUAAAGAAGGACGAUGAUAAAACAGAUCCAGACAAGAAACCGAAACGUCGCAACUCAGGACGAAAAACAAGAAGGAAAAAAAACAAAGUGUCCCCAGCAAAGGAUUUUCCAAACACGGCCUGGAACGAGACAGAUGAUAACGAACACACGAGUUGGAACAACAAAUUAGAAGUACAAAAAAUAUGCGACGACACUAUAGGGAAGGGCGUUAACGAUCUGAAAAACGACAAAGUUGAUAAACAACGUAAUGACGUGACGUCUAUCGAUAAUUUCACAGAUAGGGAAGUGUAUAAUGUUAUCGAUAAACUCGAAAAGGUUAUUUUAAAGGACGACAUGUAUUUGGCAGGAGAUUUUGACAGUGAAGAUCUGGAAAAUGAUUUUUUGUACAGUUCCGAUGACAUGGACGAAUAUGUGGAUGAAUCAACAUCAGAACCCGAUGACUCAGGAGAUGAAGUAUACGGCAGUCUGCCGCCUGAACCUAGGUUCGGGAACGUGGAGUACAAACUACAGUUAGUGUCGCUGUGCGAGAGGAGGUUCCAGCAUCUAGUUACGCAGCUGAAGUGGCGGCUGCGCUCCGGGGGCGGCAGCGCGGUGUACGUGCUGGGCGUGCGCGACUGCGGCGCGCUGGUGGGGCUGCGCGCGCGGGCGCUGCGCGGCUCGCUGCUGGCGCUGCGCCGCAUGGCCGCCGCGCUCGGGGCCGCGCUCACCCAUGUGCGGGCCCGCCGGGUCGCGCCGCAGCGGGCCGUGGCCGAGGCCUACGUCAGGAAGUUACCAGACCCAAAACAGAGUGUGGAAUUAAGAGUGGCUGUGAUGGGAGCCAACGAGGCUGGCAAGUCGACGCUGAUCGGAGUGUUAACACAAGGUGAAUUAGACAACGGACGGGGUAGCGCCCGUCUAAACAUGUUCAGGCAUCUGCACGAGGUGAAGAGUGGCAGGACGUCGUCACUCAGUCACGAGAUACUCGGGUUUGAUGCUCAGGGCAAUGUAGUCAACUAUGGUUGUUCAGAGCUGAUGACAGCAGAGCGUAUCGGCGAGAGAAGUGCCAAACUAGUGUCAUUUCUCGACCUCGCCGGUCACAGCAAGUACCAGCGGACAACGCUACACGGUUUGACCGGUUAUUCACCGCACUACGCCAUGCUUGUGAUAUCAGCCACAGCAGGUAUAACAGCGAUCACGGAGGAGCACAUCGCCAUCCUGUCAGCUCUGGACCUUCCGUUCUUCGCGGUGAUAAGCAAGAGUGAGCUGGCGGCCACGGCCGUGAGGGCCAUAGUGACCAGGCUAAGUGAGCUGUUAGCACCAGCUAAUAAGAAACCCCUGCUCAUAACUGAUGAGAACCUCGCGCGCGACUGCGUAGCCCCGCAAACAGUCAUACUAGACGCUCUGGACGACUCCAAGGGGAAAGAGGAUGUGGAAUCAGAGAUAAUCCCGGUGUUCCCGGUCAGCUGUGUGAGAGGGAACGGCCUGAGCGCGCUACACGCGUACUUGUUAGCGCUACGACCGCCCCAGCCCGUGGCUACGCAUCGAGCUGAUGAUGAAACAUGUGAAUUUCAAAUAGACGAGAUUUUCCACGUCGGGGACAGUUCCGGCCCCGUAGUGGGGGGGCUACUGGCGAGGGGGCAACUCUACGAGGGGGAUAGCGUCAUUAUUGGCCCCCUGGACGACGGUUCGUUCGCCCGCAGCCGCGUGCGCAGCAUCUACCGCAACCGGGUCCCGUGCGGCGGGGUCCGCGCGGGGCAGUGCGCCAGCGUGGGGCUCGCGGGGGCCGCGCCCCGCCCCGGCAUGGUGCUGCUGGCGCCGCCGCGCCACGCGCCCCGCCACCAGCUGUUCGGCGAGUGCCCGCCCGGGGACUGCAAGCAGCUAAAACAGAUACUAGACGAAACGACGACGGACAAGUCUAAGAACCGCAAGAACGUCCGAAGGAAAAACAACAACCUCCUGCAAGACAUAGCGACGGCCCCGGAAUGUCUCACGAAGCAGCUGGACCUGGAGCGGGACGUGUUCCAGGGAGGGGAGUGCGUCUGCAGCGACAAGGUCCUGCUGGAGGACCCCAACGACCCGCGCGGCUGUCUGUACUUCCAGGCAUCAGUACAAGUGUUGAGACACUCGACCGCGAUAUACCCCGGCUUCCAAUGCACAGUCCACGUCGGGAACGUCAGGCAGACUGCUAUAAUAGAGGGUAUCAUGUCCCUGCACAGCGUGUUGCGCGCGGCGGAGAGCGCCUCCGUCGUGUUCCGCUUCGUGCGCUGUCCGGAGUACCUCGUACGAGGUCGCAGGCUGCUGUUCACCGCGGGGCUGGGGACCAGGGGCAUCGGCCGCAUCACUCAGAUAUUCCCCUACGUGCCCUGAACACAACACUAGAACAAUCAUCUUACAUCUCGACCGCUAGAUGUCGCUUCAAACAUUUUGUCUUUCACAGACUUGAAGGAAACAGUUUUGUUGGGAACGAAAUAAAUGUGUUUUAAAGAUUA